AUGGAAGAAACCCAAAAACAAGAGUUUGAAGAUAAGCUCAAACAGAGAGAAGAGGAACGAGCAAAACAGAAGGAAGAAAGGGAUAAGAACAAGGAUGAUGGGGUUGAGGAAGAAGAUCCUGAUUUCAUACAAGCAAAGCUUAAAGACCAAAUUGCUGUUAUCCAAGAUGGUUUAUCAAAACAUGCUGAACUUGGUGAUGAUAAGAAAGUUAUUGAAGCUCAUUUUGAUACCUUAAAUACCCAGUUUAAAGAUCUUCGUGAUUAUCUUGCAAAUAUCCUCUUCUGUCUUCCAUCCUAUACUCAGCAAUCUUUUCAGAAGGAAGUGGAUAUCUUACAUGAAACGCUAAACUCAGAGAGGGAGAAAGCAAUCCCAAAGUCUAAAUUUUCUUUCAAAAUGAAGAAAAAGCAAAAGAAACCAAAGGAAGAGAAGAAGGAGGAAAUCAAGCAGGAGGAGGAAGAGGAUGUUGACAUUUUUGCACUGAUCGAUGAAGAAAGAGAUCUGGUCAUUAAAAACCAGAAAGGUCUUCGAAGGAUAGUCCUUCCCACUGAGUACGAGGGGAAGGAUAAAGCGUACCUUAUCAACAUUGAUAACUGUGAUAUCUACCUACCCUUCGUAAUGAAAGCUCUAUAUAUCAAAAAUGUUCAUAACUCCCGGAUCUACGGAGGCUACGUAAUGGGUGCUACCUUCUACUUCUCAACUAAGAAGAGUACCUACCACAUGGCUUCCCAUCAGACUAGGAUUCAUAAAGCAGUUGGGUGUGAUUUCUACUUAUUCGCAAAGCAGGGGCCUAUCAUCGAGGAUUGUUCAGAGCUGAGGUUUGGACCUUACAAGUUUAGGUACCCUGAUAGCAUUAAGCAUGAGACAUUUGCAGGGUUCUUCAACCAGCCAAAUUUGUAUCACAAGGUGGUUGAUUUUAAGUGGAUUAAGAAGGACAAGAGUCCUAAUUUUGAUGUGAUAGUGGGGGAAGAUGCAGAGUCUAUGUACUCAACUGUGUUAGAAGAAAGUGAUUUUAAAUAA
Messenger RNA from Moneuplotes crassus, 1017 nucleotides. The record is from the annotation of a GenBank genome assembly. Lineage: Eukaryota; Ciliophora; Spirotrichea; Euplotida; Euplotidae.